Molecule: messenger RNA, 1927 nt
Organism: Rattus rattus (black rat)
Lineage: Eukaryota; Metazoa; Chordata; Mammalia; Rodentia; Muridae
Gene: Xkr8
Product: XK related 8
Exons: 3
Coding region: 159-1358 (399 amino acids)
Biological process (GO): phosphatidylserine exposure on apoptotic cell surface; engulfment of apoptotic cell; apoptotic process involved in development
Cellular component (GO): plasma membrane
Source: RefSeq, a predicted model, not a curated record
CUAGGGGGCGGAGUCGUGGACUCGCUCCUCCCCGGACAGGGCGAGAUGGGGAAGUUCCGCCCAGCAGCCCGGCCUCUGGGAGGACUGCCCCACCCCCUUCCUGCCGGACUAGCCAGGCUGGAGGGCAGAUCCGCGGUUGUGAGGUUGCCUGGAGGGCCAUGCCUCUGUCCGUGCACCCCCAAGUGGCCUUAGACGUGGUCAUAGGCCUGGUGAGUACCUUGUCUUUCCUGUUGGACCUGGUCGCCGACCUGUGGGCCAUCAUCCAGUACGUGCUCGUUGGCCGUUACCUGUGGGCCGCGCUGGUAGUGGUGCUGCUGGGCCAAGCCUCGGUGCUGCUGCAGCUCUUCAGCUGGCUCUGGCUGACAGCUGACCCCACCGAGCUGCACCAGUUGCAGCCCUCGCGUCGUUUCCUGGCUCUGCUGCACCUGCUGCAGCUCGGCUACCUGUAUAGGUGUCUGCACGGAAUGCGGCAGGGACUGUCCAUGUGCUACCAGGAGGUACCGUCUGAGUGUGACCUGGCCUAUGCCGACUUCCUCUCCCUGGACAUCAGCAUGCUGCGGCUUUUUGAGAGCUUCUUGGAGGCGACCCCACAGCUCACGCUGGUGCUGGCCAUCGUGUUGCAGAGUGGAAAUGCCGAAUACUACCAGUGGUUUGGCAUCAGCUCAUCCUUUCUGGGCAUCUCGUGGGCAUUGCUGGACUACCAUCGGUCCUUGCGCACCUGCCUCCCCUCCAAGCCGCGCCUGGGCUGGUGCUCCUCUGCGGUCUACUUCCUGUGGAACCUACUGCUGUUGGGGCCCCGGAUCUGUGCCAUCGCCACGUUCUCGGUCGUCUUCCCCUACUGCUUGGCCCUGCAUUUCCUCAGCCUGUGGCUGGUGCUGUUGUACUGGGUCUGGCUUCAAGACACGAAGUUUAUGCCAAACUCUAAUGGCGAGUGGCUAUACCGGGUGACGGUGGCGCUCAUCCUUUAUUUCUCCUGGUUCAAUGUGUCUGGGGGUCGCACUCGAGGCCGGGCCACUAUCCACCUGUGCUUCAUCCUCAGUGACAGUGUUCUGCUUGUCACCACCUCCUGGGUGACAGACAGUACCUGGCUGCCCGGUGGGGUCUUAUUGUGGGCGGCUUUAGGCGGCGCCUGCUUCUCCCUGGGACUGGUUUUGCGUAUGAUCUACUACCUCCGGCUGCACCCUAGCUGCAGCUGGGAACCCGACUUCGUGGAUGGGACCCUAAGACUCCUCCCUCCCGAGCGUCCUCCUAAGCUGAUUUAUAACAGGCGUGCCACUCGGUUAGCACAGAACUUCUUUGCCAAGCUCAAAACCCAGGCCGCCCUGCCACAGGCGGUACAGCUGAACGGAGUCCUCUGAGGCAGGGUCUGAUUCAGCCAGUGAGGAAGAUGAGGAGAGUGGGGCCUUGCAAGGGACAAGGGGGCCAAUCAUGUGCAAGCCAGUUUUUUUCCUCUUCAACCGAUAGAGCUGCCAUUGCCAAAUCGUCAGUUGUUACCAACUCUCACCUCUCACGUGAUUGGUGGCGUCCUGGUUCCUGGUUCCCUAGCCUGCUCUAGAUGACAGACUCUGGGGGAUGUUCUCGAGAACGCUUCCCUACCCUAUCCCAUCCAUUCACUUCCCCCAACAAAUGCACUGAUGUUCUGGGAGCAUCAUCCUGACUUCUGAACUGGCUGCCACCCUAGCUUCUUUCCCUGCCCACCUGGACAAAUCCUCCGUAGACUCCUGAAGAGCGGAGGCCAGAGAUGCCCCUCCAGUGUCCUGACGUCCAGGCUCUUAGGCCACCUUACACCAAGUGCCUUAUGGACCUGUGGCCUAGGCCAUGUGAUGCCCACCGAGUAUUUUUCAUUCUCCUACCUCAGUCUGUGUGAAAGAAGAACAUGUGUGCAUGUGUUUAGCAGUAUUAAAACCUCACGAGAGUCUCCAAACCA